This is a messenger RNA of Melampsora larici-populina 98AG31, 717 nucleotides long. RefSeq lists its product as uncharacterized. Bases 1 to 717 code for a protein of 238 amino acids. The transcript has 6 exons. The record is from RefSeq and is a predicted model, not a curated record. Lineage: Eukaryota; Fungi; Basidiomycota; Pucciniomycetes; Pucciniales; Melampsoraceae.
AUGUUACUUCUCAAUUCAAUCUUUUUGGCUGUAUUUUUUGCGUUCGGCGCUGACCACGUCUUAGCUGGUAAGUCGUUCGCAAAUGCCUACGUUCACGGCGAGCCUGGAAUUAAGUCUUGCUCCUUGUCGAUUCUCGCAGGUCCAGCUGCCCACCAUACGGUUGCUGCUGUGACUCCUCAGGCAGAGUCGAUCGUCAGUCGCUUUCAACACGGACUUCUUACAAUCACAACCGUCAAAAAGCAACAGCACUUGAUGAAGCGCGACGACUCUCUGAGCGCUGCUAAUCUCACUGUCGAUCUCACGCCUGCUGACCCCUCUCGAUGGAUGUGCUACACUGGUGGAUUCCAGGAGCCAGACGGCGAGGACUGCAAGGUUGUCAUUCAUGCUCAGCUGUACAACUCGACAGGUAGUCUGGCUGCUUUCCCCAGCACCGUGGUCUAUGUCAGUUACAGGACUUGUGCCGUCGUACUUCAGAAUCUUGACCAGAGAGCCCCUCAGAUUCAGUACAACUGGGCUAUGCUUGGCAAGGCUGCCCAAAGCUUGUUCAACGCUUGUCUGACCGGCAAGGCAUGGAAUAUUGGUGGAGCUAUGUUCUUCGAAAAGUACCUCAACAGAGACUUUAACGGCCUCUACAUCACGCUCCAGAGAUUCGAUGAUAGUGAGCUUCCUCCACCGGAACCUGCUACAAACGCCAACCCCAAGCCGGUUGGUAUGUAG